GGUUUGAUUGGCUGAAGCUUUCCCCUCCGCUGAUUGGCUGCCCCGCCGGGCAUUUGUGGGUGGAGCCUGACAUGGCGGCGUUCAUGGUGUAGUGUACCGGGAGCCAUGGAUCACAGUGAUGGCUGCUCCGCUCACCAGCCCGGGGGUGGCCAUGUCUGCUGCUCGGGAGCCGCCCCAGGACUGCGGGAGACGGUGCAGGAGAUGGACUUCCAGAGAGGUAUAUGGUCGGCUGCUAUGGAUGGAGACCUGAAGAGACUACAGCGCUUUAUCGAAAAGGGAACAGAUCCCAACCUGGCUGAUAACUUUGGCUACACCGCCCUGCACUAUAGCAGCAGACACGGUCACUUCCCGGUGUGCAGCUUCCUCCUAAAGAGCGGCGCUGACACUAAUGCACAGACACACGGGGGCAGCACACCCCUGCAUCGCGCUGCCUACUGCGGACAUCUGCAGGUGGUCCAGCUGCUACUCGAGAACGGAGCUGACCCCACAAAGACAGACUCAGACAGUAGGACUGUGCUUCACAAGGCAGCAGAAGGUGGACACCGGGAGUUGUCUCUCUUUCUUCUACAUCACUGUAAAGGUCUCUUGGAUUUAAGAGACUGCAGGGGACACACAGCCGCAGACCUGGCUCCAUCUAGUAUUGCAGAUGUGUUUUCAUCUUAAGACGUAAUGGUCGGUAUUGUAUAAAGCUCUAGACCUGUUGGCUUCAGUGCCUAUCCCAGGAACAUUGUCCAACCUGAUGACAUGUGGACGGACAUGACUGCUUUAUGGACGGAUGCUACUUGAUGUGGCGCAGUUGUUGGCAGAAGGGUGAAGACAUACCACACAAUACAGAUCACGAGGAUAAAUUGUUUUCAUUGUCAUAAAUGCUUCCAAUUUCCGCACCCCAACCCUGAUUAGCUUAAUAUAAAAUACAUUUACCAUA
Hyla sarda is the source of this 925-nucleotide messenger RNA. RefSeq names its product ankyrin repeat domain 39 (gene ANKRD39). The record is from RefSeq and is a predicted model, not a curated record. The transcript has 4 exons. Gene Ontology annotation, molecular function: protein binding. Bases 106 to 663 code for a protein of 185 amino acids. NCBI's taxonomy places the organism in Eukaryota, Metazoa, Chordata, Amphibia, Anura, Hylidae.